This is a messenger RNA of Oppia nitens, 3111 nucleotides long. RefSeq names its product carboxypeptidase D-like. Gene Ontology annotation, molecular function: zinc ion binding; metallocarboxypeptidase activity. The coding region runs from base 15 to 3092 and encodes 1025 amino acids. Gene Ontology annotation, biological process: proteolysis. The transcript is spliced from 4 exons. The record is from RefSeq and is a predicted model, not a curated record. Lineage: Eukaryota; Metazoa; Arthropoda; Arachnida; Sarcoptiformes; Oppiidae.
CAAAUCGUUAAAAAAUGUCAUUCAAUAACAAAAUGUUUGACUUAAUUGUCACGACAUAUGUCUUAAAUCUUUUGGUCAGUUAUUCAUCGACAUCGACGGUCACUAUCGAUGUCGACAAACACUAUUUAAAACACAAUCAACUGAUUGAUUAUAUGAAUGAAUUGCACCAAAAGUAUCCAAAUUUAGUGCAAUUGUCAUCCAUUGGGAAGAGUGUCCAACACAGAGAUCUAAUGACAAUCAAAGUGACAAACAAUGUAUCACAAGUUCGGCCACUUUUGAAGCCGAUGUUUAAAUAUGUGGCCAAUAUUCACGGUAAUGAAGCACUCGGUCGACACUUGAUGUUAGUUUUGGCCAAAUAUUUGUGCGAAAACUAUGGAUCAGAUAAGAGAGUGACGAAAAUUUUAGACACAACUGAAGUGCAUCUCUUGCCGUCAGUAAAUCCCGACGGCUUCGAGUCGGCCAAAGAGGGCGACUGUUACGGUGCGACCCGACAGUCAGGUCGACAAAAUGCCAAUAAUGUUGAUCUUAAUCGUGAUUUUCCCGAUCAGUUUAUGAAACCUGAAGCUAUCGGCCAACGACAACCGGAAACUUUGGCCGCAAUGACAUGGAUUGUGUCCAACCCUUUUGUAUUGUCUGCCAAUCUUCACGGCGGAUUAGUAGUGGCCAGUUAUCCGUACGACGAUUCGCGCUCACAUGCUAUCAGUGGUCACAAAAGUCCGACUCCUGAUAAUACAUUGUUUGAACACUUGGCGAUCACUUAUUCACAAAAACACAAGACUAUGAAGAAUGGAAGCGUUUGUUUGGACGAUAGCUUUACUAAUGGCAUCACAAACGGCGCCGAAUGGUAUGAUGUGUCCGGAGGAAUGCAAGACUUCAAUUAUGUCCACAGCAACUGUUUUGAGAUUACUCUUGAGUUGUCGUGUUGUAAAUACCCUCACGAGUCGGAACUGCCAAACGAAUGGCUUAAUAACAAAGAAUCUCUUCUUACUUAUAUUGAAAAUACUCAAAUGGGAGUUAAAGGCAUUAUCAGAGAUUCGUUGACCGAUAAACCACUUGAAGGAGCCGUUAUUAAUAUUGCCGGCAUUGACCAUAAUGUUAGCACAACUAAUAGAGGGGAAUAUUGGCGUCUGGCUAUGCCCGGUGUCUAUAUUAUAACUGCCAGUGCGACCGGUUAUGAACCAAUGAUCAAAAAAGAUGUCGUCAUUAAAGAUAGCUCAGGAACUAAUCCCGUUGUUGUAGAUUUUAAACUGAAUCCAAUCGGUGGCAUCCGAUAUCCGAGCGAAAAUACACCCGAAAGUGAAGCCGAAGUUAGUGACGAUAAUCAUAGAAAAUUAGACCAAAGUUCAACUACAAGUGUCGCUCCUUUAGAGGGCCAGCAUCGGGAUUAUGGCUUUGUUUCGGGUCAUAACUUAACCGAAACAAAUGAUUUUCUAACAAAAACUGAUUACAAACACCAUAAUUAUACUGAACUUAAAGAAUAUCUUCAAAAACUGAACGCCAAAUAUCCUCAAAUGACUAGACUUUACUCAAUCGGCAAAUCUAUUGAUGAUAGAGAUCUGUAUGUUCUUGAGAUUAGUGUCAAACCUGGAAUACACAGACCAGGUGUACCCGAAUUUAAAUACGUGGCUAAUAUGCACGGGAAUGAAGUAAUUGGUCGCGAAUUAGUACUUUUAUUUGCCAAAUAUUUGCUCGAAAACUAUGGAUCCGACGAUAAAAUCACUAAUUUAGUUAAUACGACAAGAAUUCAUUUGAUGCCAACCAUGAAUCCCGACGGAUACGAGCGGUCAUUGUUGGGCGACUGUAGUUCAGGAUAUGGCAGAGGAAACGCUCAUAGAGUUGAUCUUAACCGCAAUUUUCCGGAUCAAUAUAUGACAUACAAAGAGAAUAGAGUUCAAGAAAAGGAGACAUUAGCUGUCAUGAAAUGGAUUCAAUCGCUACCAUUUGUUUUAUCAGCCAAUCUUCAUGGCGGCUCUUUGGUUGCCAAUUAUCCCUACGAUGGAAAUGUUGAACAAAGAAAUGGCAUAUAUAGUAAAACUCCUGAUGACGUACUCUUCAAACAUUUAGCAUUAGUUUAUUCUUUGAAUCACGCGACAAUGCAUUUGGGAAAGUCGUGUCCAAAAGAUUGCGGUAUUAUGAACGAGAACUUUACGUACGGCAUCACCAACGGUGCCAAAUGGUAUGCACUGUACGGAGGAAUGCAAGACUGGAAUUACUUGCAUUCAAAUUGUUUUGAGAUUACACUUGAAUUGGGUUGUCGUAAAUAUCCGUACGAAUCGGAUAUUAAAAUGUUUUGGAAUCAAAACAAGAAACCGUUGGUCACAUUCAUGGAAGAGGUUCAUAAAGGUGUCAAAGGAUUUAUUGUCGACACCGAUGGAAAACCAGUACCCAAUGCAACCAUUCGUGUAGAAGGCAUAGCACAUGACGUUCAAUCAGCUACUGAUGGAGACUAUUGGAGACUUCUUUUGCCGGGUUUUUAUCAGAUCACUGCUUUCAAGAAGGGUUUCGGUUCGCAAACUCAGAAGAUCCGUGUGACCUAUGGUUUGGCCACACAAACCAACUUUACGAUAGUAAACGAUGGCAUUCAUGGCCGAGUGGUCGAUGAAAACGGACUGGGAAUCAGUAACGCGAAUAUUUACAUUGAAAAUAUAGACCAUAAAGUGUAUACUACUGACAGCGAUGGUAAUUAUAGGAUACCACUGUUUGAUGGCAAAUAUGUGUUCAAUAUUGAUGCCGACGGCUAUUGGCCGUCAACUAAAAUGGUGACCAUAAGCACCGAUAGAGACAACUUGUUUGUCAUCGAUAUGUUGAGUGACACUAGAAUUGCUGGCAUUCCUCGAUCAGUGUUUGUUAUUAUAUGCGGUUCAGCUAUGCUAACGGUGCUCGUCGUGUCGUUGUGUGUCUACAAUAUUUUAAUGCAACAAAAAUAUAAAAAGAAAGGUUUCCAAAGGAUAGGCGAUGACGACGAAGAAGAAUUGGAGGAAAAAGCUUCUAAUGAUAAACCAUAUAUUGAUGUCAAGAAAUACAAAGACGUGUCCUCCAGUUCCGAGGAUGAGUUAUAUAAUGUUCAUCAAUGGGACAAAAAUCAAUUAUAGAUUAAUUUGUUAUAUAAAU